Quercus lobata is the source of this 1325-nucleotide messenger RNA. Its product is annotated as vacuolar protein sorting-associated protein 52 A-like. Gene Ontology annotation, molecular function: syntaxin binding. Lineage: Eukaryota; Viridiplantae; Streptophyta; Magnoliopsida; Fagales; Fagaceae. The record is from RefSeq and is a predicted model, not a curated record. The coding region runs from base 1 to 1242 and encodes 413 amino acids. The transcript has 13 exons. Gene Ontology annotation, biological process: endocytic recycling; Golgi to vacuole transport; retrograde transport, endosome to Golgi. Gene Ontology annotation, cellular component: GARP complex.
AUGGAAAUGACUGACAUUAACUUUACUCUUCUGAAAGAUAUGUCCCUUAUCUUGAGAGCUAAUUCUAGAUACCCACAGAAGGAAAUUACGUUAAGGAAGGAUAUGUUGUCUACAAAUGUGUCUAUUUACAAGUCACAACAAUUGUUUCAAAGGGAUGCACAAACAAUUACACCAGAAGCACUUGAGAGUGUAAAGGCUGUCCUUGCAAGCAGUGAGAUUGAGCACAAAGCAAAAACCAAGAAGAAAGUAGUUCCUCGCAAAGCUGCUGGCCAAGCUUGGGAGGACCUAACACUAGCAGAUUGGCCAAAAAGUAUACAAAGCAGUUUAACACAUAGCAGUGUGAGUGAGAUUAAGGAAGAGAGUAGUAGUACAAACGAGAUCAUUGAGGUCAACAAUCAUGGAUUGCUAUACUAUGAGAAAUUGUCAAACAAGGCUCGAGCGAAGCCCAGAAGCCCAUCACGGUCCUCAUCUAAUGAGGAAGAUCUUGGUCAGCGCCUUGAAGCGAAGCUCCAAGCUGCUGAGCAGAAGAGUGAUGAUAUAUCUUUGGAUGGACUAGAGCAAGAACUGGAAGAAUGCAAAAAUGACGAUGUAGUUGCAAACAUACUAUCUGAAGGUACACAAUUAAGGGAGUAUACAAAGGGGGUUGAGAACAAUUUACGGAAAGUUGAAUUGGACUCGAUUCAGGAUUACAUAAAAGAAAGUGAUAAUUUAGUGUCGCUUCAUGAUCAAAUUCGUGAAUGUGAUAGAAUCUUGUCACAGAUGGAAACUCUCCUCAGUGGAUUUCAAGUUGAAAUUGGUUCCAUAAGUUCAGACAUAAAAGUCCUCCAAGAGAAGUCUAUGGAUAUGGGCCUGAAGCUUAAGAAUCGUAAGUCGGCAGAAUCAAAAUUGGCAAAGUUUGUCGAAGACAUUAUAGUCCCUCCAAGGAUGGUUGACAUAGUUGUUGACGGAGAGGUCAAUGAUGAAUACAUGAGAACUCUUGAGAUUCUGAGUAAGAAGCUGAAGUUUGUAGAAGUGGAUCCUAUGGUCAAAGCUUCAAAAGCUCUGAAAGACGUUCAACCUGAGCUUGAAAAAGUUAGGCAGAAAGCAGUUUCAAAGGUGUUUGACUUCAUUGUUCAGAAGUUUUAUGCAUUGAGAAAACCCAAAACAAAUAUCCAGAUCCUUCAACAGAGUGUUCUUUUAAAGUACAAUGAACUGGUCUGCUAUAAAUUUAGUAGAUAUGUCUGUUCCAUUGACGCCUUCUAAGAGACCACAUGAUCGAAACCUUACAGAGUCAAAUGGGAAAGGAAAGUGGCAAAAGACACACAAACAAUCUGUGAAAUUCGCUC